Theileria equi strain WA is the source of this 516-nucleotide messenger RNA. NCBI's taxonomy places the organism in Eukaryota, Apicomplexa, Aconoidasida, Piroplasmida, Theileriidae. The record is from the annotation of a RefSeq genome assembly.
AUGAACAUAAAAACAUUUACCACAGUAAUUCCUGCUUUUUUAAAAAUUUUCGAUAAAAAAAGUAAAAAAUUAACUUUACAAAAUCUAAACAUCACAACAACCACACUAAACAACACACAAACCCACAGUACUAAAAUUAAAAUAAAAAACACACACCCAGCCUUUAAGACCUUCAACAACACUAUCAACAAAGAACCUACAACACAAACAACACUAACAACAACUUUAAAAAUAGUGAAAAUAUACCAUAAAAGUUACAUACUUAACAACCACAAAAUUGUAAUAAAGUUAGGACACUUCAAAACCACAGUCAUCAACCUGCCAAAAAACAACAAACAAACAACAGCAACAAUAACCCAAAACGGACAUUUAAUAAAUAUACAUACAAACAACUACAAAAACUUAACCCAACUUACAGCAAUAAUAAAAAACAUAGAAAAACCAAACAUAUAUACAGGAAGGGGUAUAUAUCAUAUAAACGAAAACAUAAAACUAAAAGAGCACAAAACAUACUAA